AUGUGCAGUCACAUGGAAAGAGACACUCAUUAUCAAGUUAAGGAUUAUACCACUGAAAGAUAACGGCUAGAUCCAGUGCUAGUUCGGGUAUUUUUUUAAGGGAAUGUAGACAUGGGUCAGUACUGGAAGAACUAUUUGUUUUGCGAAGAUGAGAAAGAUAUCUAUAAUGUGCUGAUUGUGUAAUGGAAUGCACUGGAGAUCCUUGUAGCACAAAUGGGGGCGUUUUAUACUUCCUGUUGUCACAAUGAUGAAAAAGAAGAGCAGAAUACUAUAUUAUGUUCCCAGUCCUGGAGUAAGGCUAGUGUGUCGAGUGAAAGGGACGUGUGCAUGUCAGAACUGGGGCAAGAGUGGAAGCCGUGGAGGCUUCCUUACACCUCCACCUCCAUCACAGGAGGGGAGUCGGACCAGGAGCUGCAGACUUUUAUCAUGAUGAGGAACCAGGUGGAUAAAGACACUGAGGAGUGGGAGAAGCUGAACUACGAUAUUCACGCACUGAGAUAUGCUCGUCGGGAGGUGUAUGUGCGCUGGAAGAAGAUCCUACUGCUGCUGGGUUACCAGAGGGAAGUGGAUUCACUGUUAGCAGUGAAUAAGCAGAGUGUAAUGGCUGUAGGAGAGAAUCUGGAGAGAGCCCGAGACCUGCUUUACACAGUGUGUGAGGAGUCCAGCCUCUUCCCCAGCGGCGUAGAACCCAACGACAGAUUCCUCUUCGUCAUGGAUCGCUUGGUGUCUUUGGACAGCGCUGAGGACUUUGUUAGAAUGGCCAAGGAGAAAUAUCCCAGAACCAAGCUAUGAGAGUGACACUGAGACUCACUAGGUUUGUGAGUGAGCGUGCAUGUGUGUACAUGUAUGUGAGGUGAGGUGAGGUAGGGUUUCUGUCUGACUGAAGGCGAAAUACAGAAAUGCAGAAAUGUUCACUGGGACUUAACAGGUCCUGGGCAAAACUAGAUCACACUGUUAAAUAGCAGUUUUUUUCUGCAACUAUCUGAAGCCUGCACAUAUUGCAUCAGACUGAUUAAAGUAAUUGGUAGCUAUUUUAGAGCCAUUUCAGUAAAAAUAGUCAAAUAAUCAAUUAAAUAAAAAUAAAUUUAAAACAUUUAUAUUUAAUAUAGUAAUAAUAUAUUAGUUUGUGUUGUUAAGUACACUUCCAUAUGUAUUUUAACUUCUGGUAUUGUAAACACAACAGUAGUUAUUCAGAUUUAGCCUUUUAAAUUGCAGAAUGUUUCUUUCAGGAUGGUAGCAGAAUUCUCAGUUGAGAAAUUUUGUACACCCUAUGAACCUUUUUUUUCUGUGAAUGGUCCAAUAUUAUCUUAUGAACUUACACUAUAGCACUGAAAGAUAAUCAUUACUGAAUUUGAUUAAAAUAUAUAUUUUACU
Pangasianodon hypophthalmus (striped catfish) is the source of this 1374-nucleotide messenger RNA. Its product is annotated as melanoregulin-like. The transcript has 5 exons. Gene Ontology annotation, biological process: melanosome transport; melanocyte differentiation. Gene Ontology annotation, cellular component: melanosome. Lineage: Eukaryota; Metazoa; Chordata; Actinopteri; Siluriformes; Pangasiidae. The coding region runs from base 214 to 792 and encodes 192 amino acids. The record is from RefSeq and is a predicted model, not a curated record.